Theileria equi strain WA is the source of this 1478-nucleotide messenger RNA. Its product is annotated as fumarate hydratase family member protein. Lineage: Eukaryota; Apicomplexa; Aconoidasida; Piroplasmida; Theileriidae. The record is from RefSeq and is a predicted model, not a curated record. The transcript is spliced from 9 exons. Bases 1 to 1407 code for a protein of 468 amino acids. Gene Ontology annotation, biological process: generation of precursor metabolites and energy. Gene Ontology annotation, molecular function: fumarate hydratase activity.
AUGGAAGAAGAUGGUAACCAUGGAGGAAAAAAAUGUAAUGAUACUCCCUAUGGAUAUAAUGCAGUAUACUCUCAUCCCUACCUGUGGGUAUUACCUGGUUGCCAAGACACUGGAACUGCCAUAAUUCUGGGCAAACGUGGAAAUUCCAUCUUUAGCGAGGGAGAUGAAUUGGCAAUAACCGGUGGAGUAUACGACGCCUAUAUGAAACAACAUUUCAGAUAUAGCCAAAUGUCCCCUCUAUCAAUGUAUGAAGAGGUAAACACCAAGUGUAACCUUCCUGCUCAAAUUGAACUUUAUUCGCAAGAUGGAAUGGAAUAUAAUCUUCUCUUCAUUGCAAAGGGUGGUGGAUCAGCUAACAAGACCUUCUUGUAUCAACAAACAAAGGCUGUUUUGAAUGAACCAACACUUGUAGAGUUCCUUAUGGAACAAAUAAAGACGAUUGGAACAUCCGCAUGUCCUCCAUAUCAUCUUGCAAUUGUUGUUGGUGGCUUGUCUGCAGAAAUGACGCUAAAAACUGUAAAGUUGGCGAGUUGCAAGUAUCUAGAUACUCUUCCAACUCAAGGAGGUCAAUUUGGUCAGGCUUUCAGGGAUAUGGAGCUUGAAAGUGAAAUUUUAAAGAGGACUAGAACAAUUGGAAUUGGGGCUCAAUUUGGAGGAAAAUACUUUUGUCAUGAUGUUAGAGUCGUUAGACUCCCAAGACACGGGGCAUCCUGUCCAAUUGGAAUCGGAGUCUCUUGCUCGGCAGAUCGCCAAAUUCUAGCCAAGAUUAAUGAAUCUGGAGUCUACUUGGAGCAACUCGAACAUGACCCAGCGCAAUAUCUCCCGGAUGUAUCUGAAACGAUCCAGGAGGCAUCAGAUGGAAAUGAAGUAAGAAUAGACAUUUCCGUUGGUAUGGAAAAGGUGCUAGAGCAAAUACGCCAGUACCCAGUAAAGACACGCAUAUUGCUGUCUGGACCUUUGAUUGUUGCCAGAGAUAUUGCGCAUGCUCGUAUCGUAAAGCAGUUUGAAGAGACUGGGAAAUUGCCAGAUUAUUUUAAAGAGUUUCCGAUAUACUAUGCAGGUCCAGCCAAGACCCCUGAAGGUUAUGUCAGCGGUUCAUUUGGUCCAACUACUGCUGGAAGAAUGGACACUUACGCACAAACUUUGAUGAAGAACGGAGCCUCGCUAAUUACUCUGGCCAAGGGAAACAGAAGUACUCAGUUUAGACGUACCUGUAAAGAGUAUGGAGCUGUUUACCUUGGCUCUGUAGGUGGUCCAGCAGCUUUGAUUGCGCAAGAGUGUAUCAAGAGUGUAGAAGUAAUCGACUUUCACGAGCUUGGAAUGGAAGCUGUGCACAGGAUUCAUGUAGAAGACUUUCCAGCGUUCAUUGUCAUUGAUAGCAAGGGAAAUGACCUUUACAUGGCUUAGCGUGUUUCCGUGUAAAGAAUGUCGAGUUCUGUGAGAUCCAGUCGUGGAUUAGUGACUAAAUCGUAUCAGGU